Molecule: messenger RNA, 1393 nt
Organism: Adelges cooleyi (spruce gall adelgid)
Lineage: Eukaryota; Metazoa; Arthropoda; Insecta; Hemiptera; Adelgidae
Product: RNA-binding protein squid-like
Exons: 9
Coding region: 211-1095 (294 amino acids)
Biological process (GO): regulation of gene expression
Cellular component (GO): nucleoplasm
Molecular function (GO): RNA binding
Source: RefSeq, a predicted model, not a curated record
GGCGGUAGCCAUUUUCCAAACUCUCACCGUUCUACACCUCUGGUCCUGGUCCACGGUUUCUCCAGCUUUUGCUAGCGUUUUGAAACCUCCAUUUAUCCACUCACCUUGCACAUUUUGUUUUAUUUACAAUUUUAUUAACUCUGUUAGUGGUUAAAUAAUCGAAUCUAGUCUUUCUUACGGUAUUCUACGCAUCACACGAAGUACGCAACAAUGUCUGACGAUCAGCAAAAAGAACAACAAACCAACGGAACCAACGACAAUAAUGGCGUCGAACAAACAAACAGCCAAGAUGAAGUCAAAGAAGAUGACAGGAAAUUAUUUGUUGGUGGUUUGAGCUGGGAAACAACAGAAAAGGAAUUAAAAGAACAUUUCAUUCAAUAUGGAGAAAUUACAAACAUUAGCUUGAAAACAGAUCCUGCGACUGGUCGUUCCAGAGGAUUUGCUUUUAUUAUCUUUAAAAGUGUCGAUGCCUUAAAUAAUGCAUUUGCAGCGGGAGAUCACGUAAUUAAUGGCAAAAAGAUUGAUCCUAAAAAAGCUAAGGCCAAACAAGAAAAAGUGUUUGUCGGAGGAUUGCCUUCUGAUGUUACCAAUGAUGAGAUCAAAGAGUUUUUCGGAAAGUGGGGUGUUAUUGUUAACUUAGAAGUUCCCUUUGACAAAAUGAAAAAUCAGCGUAAAGGCUAUUGUUUUAUCACUUACGAAUCUAGUGACAAAGUUCAAGAUCUAUUCAAGACUGCAAAACAAACAAUUAAAGGCAAAGAAGUUGAUGUGAAAAAAGCUGCGCCGAAACCAGCAAACCCUUAUGCUAAUCCCAAAACAAUGAGGGGUCGAGGUGCUGCUCGUGGAGCAUAUGGGCCGUAUGCUGCACCAUAUGGAGCUUACCCUCCUCAAGGCUAUGAUUACUACGGAGGUGCUGCAUACCCGGGAUAUGAAGCUGACUACUAUGGAAGUUAUGGCUAUGCGGGUUAUGAUUACGGUUAUGGUUAUGAAGCACCUCCAGCUCCAGUUUCUGCUGCCAGAGGACGAGCUGCAUUUAAUGGUGCCGGAAAAGCAAGAGGUACUUCCCGAGGAUCAGGAGCCAGACAUGCUCCAUAUUAAUCAAUUACACAAACCUUUCCCAUCUUAUUUGAUAUAUGUUUUUUUGUAUGUGUGCGUGUGUUUAUAUGUAUUUACACUUUUAGGUGACUUAGUCUUAUUUUUUUUUACAAACAAAUUCUUUUUCUGACAAUAAUGACUUGUUAAUUUAAUAGACCAUCCUUUUCUCCAGUCCUAUUAUUAUUUUGUAUGUUUUAAACAUAAAACAAUUCAAUGUACAAACAAUAAAUUAUAUAUUUAAUCAUAGCACUAACAAUAUAACAAAAAAUACUUGUAAUGUACGUACAUUUUUUACUCUACU